AUGGACAUGAACAACGGGUGGCUCGGCUUCUCCUUGUCUCCUUCGGCAGGGAGGGGCGGCUACGGCGACGGCGGCGGCGGCGGAGCGAGCGCGAGCGGGGAUGGAGGAGACGGCUCUUGCUCCUCGCCUGCCGCGGCUGCUUCGCCUCUCCCUCUCGUGGCCAUGCCGCUGCAGCCUGACGGCUCUCUGCACUAUAGCUCUGCGCCAGAUUGGAGGCACGGCGCAGCAGAAGCCAAAGGCCCCAAGCUUGAGGACUUCAUGAACGUCACUUGCAGCAGCAGCAACAAGAGCAGCAGCAGCAGCCUCUACGACAGCUGCGUCCACGCCGAGCAGGCCAACAAGUACCACGAGGUCCACGACCUCCAACCCCUCUCGUGCGGCUCGUACUACCACGGCGGCGGCGGCGGCGGCGGCAUUGGCCUGGGGAUCAACAUGAACGCGCCGCCCUGCAGCGGCGUCUUCCCGGACCAGCAUCAGCAUCAGUUCGUGCCCCACCACGGCCAGUACUUCCUGGGCGCCCCAGUAGCGAGCGCGAGCCCGCCAGGCGCAGCAGUGCCGAUGUACAACGCCGGCGGCGGCGUUGUCGGCGGGUCCAUGUCCAUCUCCGGCAUCAAAUCCUGGCUCCGGGAGGCCAUGUACGUGCCGCCGGAGCGGCCGGCGGCGGCGGCGCUAUCGCUCGCCGUGACGGACGACGUGCCGGCAGAGCCGCCGCAGCUGCUGCCGGCGGCGCCAACGCCCGUGCACCGCAAGCCCGCGCAGACGUUCGGGCAACGGACCUCGCAGUUCCGCGGCGUCACCAGGCACAGAUGGACCGGGAGGUAUGAGGCUCACCUGUGGGACAACACAUGCAGGAAGGAAGGCCAGACUAGGAAAGGAAGGCAAGGCGGGUAUGACAGGGAGGAGAAGGCUGCGAGGGCUUAUGACCUUGCUGCUCUCAAGUACUGGGGUCCCUCAACUCACAUAAAUUUCCCGCUGAGCCACUACGAGAAGGAGCUGGAGGAGAUGAAACACAUGUCAAGGCAGGAGUUCAUUGCACAUUUGAGAAGGAACAGCAGCGGCUUCUCGAGGGGAGCAUCCAUGUACAGAGGAGUGACAAGGCAUCACCAGCACGGGAGAUGGCAAGCCAGGAUUGGGAGGGUCGCUGGAAACAAGGACCUGUAUCUUGGCACAUUCAGCACGCAGGAGGAGGCGGCGGAGGCGUACGACAUCGCGGCGAUCAAGUUCCGUGGCCUCAACGCGGUGACCAACUUCGACAUCAGCAAGUACGACGUGAAGCGCAUCUGCGCCAGCACCCACCUCAUCGGCGGCGGCGACGAGUGCAGGCGCUCCCCGACGAGGCCACCGGACGCGCCGGCGCUAGCCAUCGACGCUGCUGGCGCCGACCGGUCGUCGGACGCGCCGGGCAGUGGCGGCGGCGGCGACCAGGCCGCGUCCGACAACUCGGACACCUCCGACGGCCACCGCGGAGCGCACCUGCUGCACGGCCUCCAGUACGGCCACCCCGUGAAGCUGGAGGCCGGGGAGGGCAGCAGCUGGAUGGCGGCGGCGGGACAGCGGCACGGCCGGUGGCAGGCGUGCAUCAGCUACCGGUGUUCGCGCUGUGGAAUGACUGUUAAUUGUGGCAACCGCGUAGAGUACGUAGUAGCUAGUGAAAUGCAUGGCACUGCACGCCUGCAUGCACGCGGUGUAAUGACUUCGGCAGUAGUAGUGGCGGUGAAGAAAUGA
Miscanthus lutarioriparius is the source of this 1725-nucleotide messenger RNA. NCBI's taxonomy places the organism in Eukaryota, Viridiplantae, Streptophyta, Magnoliopsida, Poales, Poaceae. The record is from the annotation of a GenBank genome assembly.